AUGACCACACUCCAGCUCCAUAGAGUUGGGGUAGAACCGGGAAGCCAUGCAGAACACGAAGGAUUAUUUUUCAGUCCCCUCAAACCGUCUAGCUACGCAACUGACUGCGUAUGACGUCAAGAAUGUCUCCUUCGUGUUGUAUUAAGUGGGUUACGAGUGACUGUGCACGAUGUAUUGAUAAAAGCAGUGCUAGCUUCAGAUCUCUCAACAGCUUGGGGGGAUCUCGGAUGACUGUUUGAGAAGGAUAAGGUGUUGAGAACUAAGAAGCCAAAGUAACUGAUUCAUAUGCAAGCUAACGAGGUGGAGGAGGAUGGAUCAUCGGGCGUUUUCUUGUGUAGAACACACUCGAGCUCCAUUGAGAUCUUUCAGGAGAGUUAGCAGUAAAUGGGGUACAACUCAUCUGCCAGGUCCGGUGAUCCAUGACAAGUUUUAGAAUGUACUUAAAGCAGCACGUAUAAAUUUUCUAUUUAAUGAAUACUAUCCUGAUAUUUAAAUGAAUACAUGAAUCAUAUCCGUGGAUUUGUAAUUUUCAUAAUUACUGCCGAAGUAGAGACUGGGUGGAGAAGUAUUAAAGUCAAAAAUUCAACGGUGGCAGGCAGCAUUUACUCCUGGGGCCCUAGUUCUGUUUAACCAGGUGGAACAAUUGUACAGGGGUUUCACAUGCUGCCAUGUCGAUUGAUUGGACACCCUACAUGAUUACAAGCAUUCUCUCCGUUGGGUGCAAUUUCUUCAUUUCUGCUAACGCUUGCCAGGGCGAUCUUCACCGUGCUCUCCUACGAGGAGUCCACUUUGACACAAACUCGACCCUUUGCUUAACAACUGUGCUGCUGAGGUCCCCUUCAAGGAGAUCGAUUUGCGGUCAACCUGUUGAGGACAGAUCAAUGAAAUAAUCGGGAUCUGAUCAUCGUGCCCAAAAGUUUCCGAUCUGAUUUUAAGGGGAUUUCAAUAGAAGAGUUGUUCAGUUGGAUCCCCCUUGUCUGUCGCCGUUUGCACUGUCAUCAACGUUGCUGCCACAGUCCCGGGGUCACCCUGGUGGCUUUGCAAAGUCCUUUCUGUCUACUAUUUCGAGGACCGCAGGCACUAAUCCGCGGCUACUGCAGGUCGUCGUUGCCGAUAAUUUCAUCAUGUGAUACUUUACUAAAGUGAUAUAUCAUUAAAAAAAAAAAAUUAAAUUCCAUCCCAAAUUAAUCUAAUCCUCUACACUUUUAAAUACCUUAUUUGGGUCUUUUUCUCGACCAAAUUAGGAUUUUGUACAGAAUGUUUGAUCUGAAGCUCGAUCUAAUCCUGUACAUCUUAGGUCCUGUAUGCUCUUGGAAGAGGAGGUAGAAAGAACCAUUGAUGCAUCAUAUUCCGCGCUCCUCUUGUUUCUUAGAAUCUACCAAUUUUAAUUGAUUUCACAUGAAUAUUGCUAUAUUAGAUCGGACUCAAUGCCGGGUGGGGCCUGCCCUUGACCUAAAGGUCCGAAUCUUUACGGUGAGUUAUUCACUUGCAUUCAAAUAUUAGGAGCCUUCUAUUUAUUUCGCUGACCCGGAUGAGAUCCUUCAGCGAGAUCAACCUGUACUUUUCCUCCUCACUCUCAUAAUCUUAACUAUACGUCCGGGUGGGAAGAUUUAAGGGCAGACAUCGGUGGUCAGCGUUUAAGACACGUGUCUUCGUGAAGCAUUUUUUAUUUCAUAUAGUUUUGAAAAUAAGCACUGCACUUUGUGCGAAGCCACAGCACCGAGGCAUCUUCAAUUGGCAAUCCAGCUCAAGAAGGAUUGGACAAUGACUUGUGCGGAGCAGUUUGUGAUACUUUCCAAGAGAACUUUUAGAGAGAGAUGCUCAGAUUACUUAGACAAGCUUAGACUGCUUCAAGCUAUUGGCGUUGCAGUUCUCUUAGGCCUCCUUUGGUGGAAAUCCAAGAUAGAAACUGAAGCCCAGCUUAGAGAUCAGGUGACAAACACUAAAUCUCUCUCUGACCCUUUUACUCUUAAUUUCGAAGCUUCUUGAGUUUACAAUGCCCAAUGUUCUACAUUCCGAAGUUUCCUCUGAUUCUUCAAUCGCUCGGAAAUUUGACUUCUUUCAAGUACCUAUAGUUGCGAAUACUUUCCGUAUCAUAUCAGAAUAUCAUUUCAACCAGAGGGAUGCUGGGAUGGAGCAUUGGACUUAUGAUCAGAUUCGCUGUUUCAAAUGUAUCGAUAAUUGAUCGGUAAGAAAUUUGGAUCGAUGGUGCCAAUCUCAAUCAGACCUCGGAUCGAUUAAGGAUUUUACCUCAUAAAUGCCCUAAACUCUCAUUGGAUACGAACACACAAAUAUGAUUUGUGGAAUUAGACCAGGUUGUAUGUUUCUCGAUUUAAUACUCUAAAAGUCGUUAUUUUUGUCUCGAUUUUGACAUCGGAUAUUAGAGAACUAUGGUGCUCGUCUUAAUAGAAGUCUAUGUCUGGCGGUAUUAGCCAAUGCAAUUAGUCUUCAUAAGACUAUCGUAAACUCCCAUCGAUCAAACUUUAUUGAAGGUAAACUUCUCCUUAGGCCGAUUAUUAUGUCUCUAAAACCGUCAUCAAAAUCAAUUUUCCUGAAGGUUCAAGAGAUCCAUACCUUAGAGGAAGUGUGGUCAGCUGCGGAAAUCUUUUAUAACAUGUCAUGACGAUCUAAAUGGGCGGAAAUGGGAGGGCUGUCUUGCUGACCCUUUGCUGUUUUGAGUGAAGAACAGAGAUAGCAGGACGUCUAGUAGAUCUAAUAUUUCGCCACUUUUAUUCCUCCGUACUUCUUUUGGAAAGAGCCUUUUGUCAGAUCACCAUUUCCUCAAUCUGGAAUAAGAUUUGUAAUUGAUAAAAUCCCUACUGAGUACGGAUACGGACUAAAUCCCACUAUUUAUUCUAUCUCUGGAUCUGAGGACCUCCCUCUUCUUGAUUCAGAUAGGUCUGAUGUUCUACAUCUGCAUAUUCUGGACGUCAGCAUCCCUCUUUGGGGCGGUGUACGUCUUCCCGUAUGAGAAGUCAUACCUUGUGAAGGAGAGGAAGGCGGACAUGUACAGGCUCAGUGUGUACUACGUGUGCAGUACCCUCUGCGACAUGGUGGCUCACGUUUUCUACCCCACUAUCUUCAUGGUCAUCAUCUACUUCAUGGCUGACUUCAAGAGGACCGUUCCUUGCUUCUUCUCGAUGUUAGCAUCGGUGCUCCUUAUUGUGAUCACAAGCCAGGUAAAAUCUGAAUUAGGUCUUUGCUCUAUUUAUUCUCAAUCCGUUCUUCCAUGUGAAGGUGAUUUAGGGUUUGAGAAUAGGUCACAAAAAGAGUGUCCGAGGUGUUUUUAUCCCCGAAUAUGGUUUACGGUUAGUAGCUUAUGAUUUUACAUCUGUAAACGACUUCAUUUCAGUAAAAUCCUCCGCAUUUGAUCUCCUUUUACCUGCCCGGGAUGGCGAUUAUGGUUUAAAAAGAGUGCUGAAAGUGACCUUAUAUCUGGACAUGUUUAGGGUUUAAGGUCCAAGGUUUACCUCUGUGUGGACUUUAUGUUGAGAAGAUCCUGUACCAUUAUCUCUGCUCAUCUUUUUAGGGUCUGGGCUUUGAGGUGGUGGCCGCAGGCUAAGUUUGCAAUCCUUGAGAUGUCUCAUGAAUCUGUUUGGCCAGUUCAAAAUUAGCAAAUUUAUACGAAAAGAUCACGAUGCCCUUUGACUUGAUCCCCAUGCCCAGGGAGCUGGGGAGCUCUUCGGUGCCGCCAUUCUCAGCAUAAAGAGAGCCGGGCUCAUGGCCUCCCUGGUCCUCAUGCUCUUCAUCCUCACCGGCGGCUACUACGUUCAGGUGAUCCCUUCAUCUCCUCCUCCCAACCAGUUAUUCCCAGAAUCCAAACGGGCCCUCCGAUGGCGUUUCUUCUGUUUUCCGUUCACGCAGCACAUCCCCAUCUUCAUGCGGUGGCUCAAGUACGUCUCCUUCAUGCACUUCGGCUUCCGGCUCAUGCUGAAGGCGCAGUACUCCGGCGACGAGCCGUACGAGUGCGGGGGUCCGGGGGGCUGCCGGCGAUUGCAGAGCUCGCCGUCGUUCGACACCGUGAACCUCGCCGGCGGCGUGGAGGAGGUGUGGAUUCUCCUGGCCAUGGCGCUGGCCUACCGCCUGCUGGCCUUCUUCUGCCUCCGCCGGAGGAUAAGCGCCGCGCCCUGUUGA
Messenger RNA from Spirodela intermedia, 4134 nucleotides. NCBI's taxonomy places the organism in Eukaryota, Viridiplantae, Streptophyta, Magnoliopsida, Alismatales, Araceae. The record is from the annotation of a GenBank genome assembly.